GGGUGACGUCAGCCAGCAUCGGCGAUCCGCCGAGAGACGGAGCGCGGCGGGCGAAGAGACGGAGCGCGGAGAGCGGCUGUAGGAGCCGUGCUAUGGCCCGGGAUUAGGCGGACAGUGAUCGGAGCGGAGCGGAGUGAGUGAGGCGGGUUAGAGGAGACCCUGUCCGUUCUAUGGUGAUCCAUACAGCCGCUGCUGCGCUGUAGUUACACUUGAAUUAAUCAGCAGAGCAGCGUCGCGGGGUGCGGCCUCCUGCCUCCCGCCCUCCCUGCGCCCAGCAGCCGCAGCAGCAGCAGCGUCUCUGGCCCGGCUCCCCGGCCUCCACACUCGGGGCGGAGAUGGCGGACCCGGCGGAGUGCACCAUUAAAGUGAUGUGCCGGUUCAGGCCUCUGAACGGCUCGGAGCUGUUGCGCGGGGAUAAAUAUAUCCCCAAAUUUCAGGGAGAGGACAAUGUAGUUGUCGGGGGGAAGCCCUACAUGUUCGACCGUGUUUUCCAGUCUAACACUUCACAGGAGCAGGUGUAUAAUGCCUGCGCUCAGAAGAUUGUUAAAGAUGUGCUCGAGGGUUAUAACGGCACAAUAUUUGCCUAUGGGCAAACCUCUUCUGGCAAAACACACACUAUGGAGGGUAAUUUGCAUGACCCAGACGGAAUGGGAAUCAUUCCACGAAUUGUACAGGACAUAUUUAACUACAUUUACUCUAUGGAUGAAAACUUGGAAUUCCAUAUCAAGGUGUCAUAUUUUGAGAUUUAUCUGGACAAAAUCAGAGACUUGCUGGAUGUGUCCAAGACUAAUCUCUCUGUACACGAAGACAAGAACAGGGUCCCAUAUGUCAAGGGUUGCACUGAGCGCUUUGUUUGUAGCCCAGAAGAGGUGAUGGACACUAUCGAUGAGGGCAAAUCUAACAGACAUGUGGCGGUUACAAACAUGAAUGAGCACAGCUCCAGGAGUCACAGUAUCUUCUUGAUUAACGUGAAGCAGGAGAACACACAAACAGAGCAGAAACUAAGUGGGAAACUGUUUCUGGUUGACUUGGCUGGUAGUGAAAAGGUCAGUAAGACGGGAGCUGAAGGAGCUGUGUUAGAUGAAGCCAAAAACAUUAAUAAGUCUCUCUCCGCGCUGGGAAACGUCAUCUCUGCACUGGCUGAAGGAACUACGUAUGUUCCAUACAGAGACAGUAAGAUGACCAGGAUUCUUCAGGACUCUCUGGGUGGAAACUGUAGAACCACCAUUGUCAUUUGUUGCUCUCCUUCCUCUUUUAACGAGGCUGAAACCAAAACUACACUCAUGUUUGGACAAAGGGCAAAGACCAUUAAGAAUACAGUGUGCGUGAAUGUGGAGCUGACAGCAGAACAGUGGAAGAAGAAAUAUGAGAAGGAAAAAGAGAAGAACAAAACGCUGAGGAACACCAUCACCUGGCUGGAGAACGAACUCAACCGCUGGAGGAAUGGUGAGAAUGUGCCCAUUGAAGAGCAGUAUGAUAAGGAGAAGGUCAAUGCUGAGGUGUUGGCUUUGGACAACACCGUGAAUAAUGAUAAGAUAGCCUCCACCCCCAACAUCCCUGGAGUGCGUCUGACUGACUCUGAGAGAGACAAGUGCGAGGCUGAGCUGGCCAAACUCUACAAACAACUGGACGACAAGGAUGAUGAGAUAAAUCAGCAGUCUCAGCUGGCUGAGAAACUGAAGCAGCAGAUGUUGGACCAGGAGGAGCUGCUGGCCUCAUCACGGAGGGACCAUGAUAACCUGCAGGCGGAGCUGACGCGUCUGCAGAUGGAGAACGAUGCGUCUAAAGAGGAGGUGAAGGAGGUGCUGCAGGCCCUGGAGGAGCUGGCCGUCAACUAUGACCAGAAGAGUCAGGAAGUGGAGGAUAAAACAAAGGAUUUCGAGACUCUCAGUGAAGAACUCAGCCAGAAAUCGGGUGUUCUAGCUUCUUUAGAUUCUGAACUGCAAAAGCUGAAGGAGAUGAGCAAUCACCAGAAGAAGAGGGUGACUGAGAUGAUGUCCUCACUGCUGAAGGACCUGGCUGAGAUCGGUAUUGCUGUGGGUAGCAAUGACAUCAAGCAGCAUGAAGGCAGUGGUCUGAUUGAUGAGGAGUUCACUGUGGCCAGGCUCUAUAUCAGUAAGAUGAAGUCAGAGGUGAAGACCCUGGUGAAGCGCAGCAAGCAGCUGGAGGCGGCUCAGGCCGACAGUAACAAAAAGAUGGACGAGAACGAGAAGGAGCUGGCUGCCUGCCAACUACGCAUCUCUCAGCAUGAGGCCAAGAUUAAGUCUCUAACAGAGUACCUUCAGAAUGUAGAACAUAAGAAGAGACAGCUGGAGGAAAAUGUGGACUCGCUUAAUGAAGAACUGGUCAAAAUCAGCGCUCAGGAAAAGGUUCAUGCUAUGGAGAAGGAAAAUGAGAUUCAGACAGCCAAUGAGGUCAAGGCUGCAGUGGAGCAGCAGAUCCAGAACCAUAGGGAGGCUCAUCAGAAACAGCUCAGCAGCCUGAGAGAUGAGCUGGAGACCAAGGAGAAGCUCAUUACUGAACUACAGGAUAUGAAUCAGAAGAUCUUGCUGGAACAGGAGCGCCUUAGGGUAGAACAUGAGAAGCUCAAAGCCACAGACCAGGAUAAGAGCCGCAAACUGCACGACCUCACGGUUAUGCAGGACAGAAGGGAACAGGCCAGACAAGACCUGAAAGGCCUGGAGGAGACAGUGGCUAAGGAGCUGCAGACUCUCCAUAACCUUCGGAAACUCUUUGUGCAAGACCUGGCAACCCGUGUCAAGAAGAGUGCUGAGAUGGACUCGGAUGACACUGGUGGAAGUGCAGCUCAGAAACAGAAGAUCUCCUUCCUGGAGAACAACCUAGAACAGCUUACUAAAGUCCACAAGCAGCUGGUGCGUGAUAAUGCAGAUCUGCGCUGUGAGCUGCCCAAGCUGGAGAAGCGUCUGCGUGCGACAGCUGAGCGUGUGAAGGCUCUGGAGACUGCACUGAAGGAGGCCAAGGAGAACGCAGCGCGUGACCGUAAACGCUACCAGCAAGAGGUGGACCGCAUUAAGGAGGCUGUGAGGGCCAAGAACAUGGCCCGCAGAGGACACUCCGCACAGAUUGCCAAACCGAUCAGACCAGGCCAGCCCCCAGUUGCCUCCCCUACCCACCCCAACAUCAACCGCUCUGGAGCAGGGCUCUUCCAGAACAACCAGUCUGUGGUCAUCCGUGGAGGAGGAGCUAAACAGUAAAAGAAGUGUGUUUGGUCUGUACAUGAAGUUGAUGUCACCCAGAAGAACGGAGCUGCCCUUUCAGCACUGGAUAGCUCAGCAGGCCUAACUCUUAUGAUUAUAUAUAUUUGAAUAUAAGUAUAUAUAUAUGUAUGAAAUAUCCCUACCUGGGCUGUACAGUCGUCCUCUCCGCUCAUGUUGUUAGUGACCCAUCUCACCUUUAAAACAAAGAAAGAAAAAUAGACUAAUAAGACAAAAAAACUGCAAAGAGUGCAAUCACUGCUAUGUAAGUAGCGUGUAGCUUCACUACACGGUUUCUAAUCAUGUCUUGUCAUUCUAGUCCCUCACUGUGCCAAGCUGAAUGUAUCUUCAACAGUUACAAAAGGAAUAAAAAAAAUAGGCAGAAAGGAAUGAAAAAUUGAAAAAUGAACAAAAAAAAUGGAGAUAAAUCCUAGUUAAUGCAUCCUCCUAGCCUUAUUUAUAUAUGCUACCCAUGCUUCUACCACUUGUUUUUUGAUUGAUUGAUUGUUUUUUGGAGAGAGUGGUCUUGAUCUCUCUGUUGCUUUCACUGAAUAGUUUCCAUUUAAACCUAUUCACUUGAAUGGAUACGUUGAAAACACUACAGUCUAACUGUACAUAAAAACCUGAGGACAUGUUGUUUUUUGGUUAUUGGAGUAAGUUAUUAAGCAUUGAGGGUUUAAGAAGAUAGACAGAGUUGUGUUAUAAACACUGCCGGAUGAAAGAAGCAGAACGGGAGUGAAGAAGAAAGUCGAUGCAAAAACCGACGUUGCAAGAGGACACAAAGCUGCUUUUUGUAGACACUCCACAAACGUAAAACCUUUUAAAGCACUGUACAGAAGCAUAGCAGUCAUUGUGAUAUGAGCAUAGAGAAAUGUGUGUGUGUGAACUCUCAGUCUCUGUGUUAAUGGAUCACACGUUCAGUCAGUCACCUGUUCACUUCUAGUAGAUGAUAAAGAGAAAAGCUAAGCUAAGGUUUUUCUGGAUGGUGCAGGCAAGACGAGGUAACCGCAUGGCCUCCAUCCACAUGGUUGAGCACGUGCUUGUAAACGUGAGCAGUGCGGAUAUUUCCAGCUACAGCUGCGUUCACGCUUUUAAUCCCAGAAGAAUGCUCUUAUUUACCUUUUAAAAAGCCAUUUAAAUGCCUGAUUAAAGGGCCGUUUACCGUUGUUUUGCUGUUUUUUUGCUGAUUUCCUCGGAUUUUGAGUGCUUGGCACUGACUCAGCUCUUGAUUGGUCCGGACGCGAGAAAGUGCGCAGGUGAGGGCGGGGCUGAUGACAUCAUGCGCCCUGCAUUGUUUAAUAUUGCGCUAUAUAUAUAUAUAGUGGAAAAAAGGACAUUUACAAUGUAUUUAUUUUUUCCAAUAUCGAGCAGCCCUAAAUUAAAUGUAAUUAAUGAAUUAAUGAGUUGAUUGAGUAAAAGCAUUUUACCUCUGAUGCUUUUUGAAUUUAAUGGAAUUCCCCAAUGAGGAAGCAGUGUUGGGUGUUUCAUCUCCAGUUUUAGUUUUAGCCAGGCUCUCUUUGUGUGUCAGGGUUUACAUUUCUUAUCUGCCCCCUUCUAACCAAUCAACCAACACACACACACACAAUUUUGGAGCAUUGUGGUUUUAGCUUCAAGCUGCAGCACACAUCAUCUCACAUCUUCUGUUCCUCCUCCUUGUUUUUUUAUUUUUUAUCUUUGUAGGGAAGCCUGUGUAGUAGCAACAUCAGUAACAUCAUUCAUUCAUGAUGCUACGCUUCAGUCCAGCCAGUGCUGCCAUGUUUAAAAGCUACAUUAUACUACUUACUGUAGGCCAUUAAUAUUUACCUAUAUGCUUCAUCAAUCAAAGACUAUGACCAUGGCCAGUUAAUAAUAUAUGGUAAAUGGACAGACCCAUAUAAUCAUCAGCAUUUCUCCUCUCAUGGGCAUUUGGGCGUGGUUUAGAAAAGCAUUUAGCACAAAAUGUUUGCAGGUACAAUGUAAGUAAGGAGGAAGUGGAAGUACGCAGGAAGUGAUUGGUUGGUAGCUUUGCUGUUGUCCAGUCGUUGACUGUGAUGCUGAAGUUGUGUCUGAAGGCAGUUUAUGCGCUAAAUGGUGAUUAAUGCACUAAAUGCUUUAGUAAGUCCGGCGGCUCGUAGUCGUGUUUUAAGGCUAGUUUACGAGUGUCUCUUAAGUCUCUGAGAUCUGAGUUUGAGUGAGUGUGUAAUGUAGCGGUUGUUCUUGGCUCACAGCUCAAAGAAAGUAAAAAAAAAAAGAAGGCAGUUAUUAUUACAUAUAACGUAGACAUUGCCUUGGCGGUUGCAGUUGGUUGUAUAGAGUAUAGGAUUGUUAGGAUUUGAAAUUUUAGAUUUUGUCCGUUUCAGAGACUCGGCGUGACGUUGCUGCCUUUUGUGAGGCAAGGGCCUAGCUGAAUUUGGGCGGGGUUUAUUUAAUACUUCCUUUAGUUUUCAUUUCUAUUGUGUUUGCAGGUGGAUGUUUUUAUUUAUUUCAGUUUUAAUAAUCUAGUCAUUGGAAUUUUGUUUCUUGUUGAUAUUUUGUACUCUCUUGUCGUUUUUUUUCUUUAGUUUUCACUAUGGUUUUCCCGUUUUUUGAUGGAUUUUCACCUGUAUCUUGUUAGUGGUUCUGUGUAAAUUUCAGUAGCUGUAGCAGGGUAAUGGCUGCGUACCUUAGAGAAGACGUGUGUGCAAUAUGGAUCAGGCGCUGGGUUAAUAAAGCAGGUUACACAAAUGCUGAAGUAAACGAUGGGGUAGACAAAUUCAUCAUAUACACACAUAAACUUGACUGGCCUUUUAUCAGUUUUCAUCAUCUAUUUUGUUUGGUUUUCGUUUGUAUUUUUAAAAGCACUUUAAAUACAUCUCAGCUAAACACCUCAUAUUAUUAUAUAAUCUGAAGAAAAGCAUCUCAAAUGUUGUUAAAUUAAUGAAUUUUGUAAUUAUCAUUAUCAUUAUUCUCUAUAAAUUUACCUGCAGAGACCAUUGGUUUUGAAAACUGUCCAUCUGCAUACUAGCUGUUAGGGACGGCUCUAUUGGUUCUAAAGACAGUAACAGUACGUAUAAUAAUAAUAAUUAUGAUAAUAAUGAUGAGGGAAUUUGGUGUGUAUACAGUCAGCUCUCUGUGUGCGUAAUUUAGACUGGAUUGAAAUGCUGUGUAUAUUUCUUCCGAAUGCUUACUGUAGGCCAAGUUUUCACCCCUUGACAUGAAAUGCAAAUAAAAUUAAUGGUAUAAAA
This is a messenger RNA of Astyanax mexicanus (Mexican tetra), 6418 nucleotides long. RefSeq names its product kinesin family member 5B, b (gene kif5bb). NCBI's taxonomy places the organism in Eukaryota, Metazoa, Chordata, Actinopteri, Characiformes, Acestrorhamphidae. The record is from RefSeq and is a predicted model, not a curated record. Gene Ontology annotation, molecular function: ATP binding; microtubule motor activity; microtubule binding. Bases 336 to 3215 code for a protein of 959 amino acids. The transcript is spliced from 26 exons. Gene Ontology annotation, biological process: microtubule-based movement.